This is a messenger RNA of Meriones unguiculatus (Mongolian gerbil), 277 nucleotides long. Its product is annotated as NADH dehydrogenase [ubiquinone] 1 beta subcomplex subunit 1-like. NCBI's taxonomy places the organism in Eukaryota, Metazoa, Chordata, Mammalia, Rodentia, Muridae. Gene Ontology annotation, cellular component: mitochondrion. Bases 30 to 203 code for a protein of 57 amino acids. The record is from RefSeq and is a predicted model, not a curated record. The transcript has a single exon.
GGUCACGCUUGCACCAAGCUGCAGUCAUCAUGAACUUAUUUCAGCUGGUUCGUGACCACUGGGUUCACAUACUUGUUCCCGAGGGCUUUAUCGCUGGAUGUUAUCUAGACAAGAGGGUUGAUGAAAAGCUGACUGCCUUCUGGAUUAAGAGCAUGCUUUUUCAAAGGGAACUGAGGUCCAAUGAGGAAGUUACUUGGAAGUAAAGACUGGUUAAAUCACUGAAUGAUCACAUCUUAAAAGUUGUAAAAGAAAUAAAAAUGAUUUAGAUGAAAAAAAA